Phaeodactylum tricornutum CCAP 1055/1 is the source of this 2531-nucleotide messenger RNA. RefSeq lists its product with no specific name. The coding region runs from base 304 to 2394 and encodes 696 amino acids. The record is from RefSeq and is a predicted model, not a curated record. Lineage: Eukaryota; Bacillariophyta; Bacillariophyceae; Surirellales; Neidiaceae. The transcript has a single exon.
CAACAACUACCACAGUCUCUCUUCUCUUCCAUUGUCUACUCGCGAAAAAAGAUCAUCGCCAAAGGUUUCUGGUUCUGUCCCACUGACUUCCACCAGAAUUGGUUGGUAUCCAUCUUUCUUCCUCCCCUCCCCCCGAGCUCUGGCUUUUUGUGUGUGAAUCGUCAACGAGAGCUCUGUUGGAUUGUCACACGGAACGAGUACAUUGCCGAGACCCUUGUUUGAUAUCUCUCUUGCGCUGCGGCACGUUUGUUUCCCGGCCUGCGUGUAGACGAUCGAAUACAAUCAACAGUUCGAACGAUCGUGAUGCGUUCUUCCUUACUGUCACCCACGUGCGGCCUGUGGUUUGGCUCGGCGCUCACCGUCGCUUCUCUGCAUUACCAAUUCGGCACGGCGAAUGCCUGGGAGACCGCGUCGAUCCAGUCUCGGAUGUUGCAGGACGGCGACAAUGACGGACGAGGCCGCAUCGACCUCGUGGAUCUGACUCCCUUUGCCGUCCAGAUUGCCUUAUCCGCAGACAUUCCCGUCAACGUCUUUGAAAUUACCGACUCUUUGACGGAAUGGAUGACUGACGCCUUUCGGGUCAGGCUCGAAGCACUCGGAUACACGCCGGAGGAAAACUUCGCGACCUUCAAUUCCGUCUAUUUGUUGGAACGGAACCGACGACUCGCCGUCCGCCAUUUGCGGGCGUUGCAGUCCGAUGCGGACUCGACGGCCGUCGACGGGACCAACGCGCUCUUCGAGGCCGAGUUCAAGGGCGCAGUCUUCUUUUCACGUGCGGACAACCAAACCUCCGUCCCCGUCUUUGUCGUGGACGGGAUCCAACAACGCGUCUUGGCCGACGACAACGACUUUCUCGAUAUCCUCCGCGCGUCGUCCAACCAAAAUCUCGCCGACAAUGUCGUGGACGUCCGCACGAGCCUCAUCACUACCGAGACUCCCAACGCCGUCGACAGCAACGACAGCAACGAUGCUUUGGAAAUUGUCAUUAUCGUGGCCAUUGUCGUGGCUUGCAUGGCUUUCGCUUUCUUGCUGGUGGCCAUUUACUGGGCCUGGCGGGCCGAUCGCCGCAACCGCGACACCUUUCUCGCCGAGACCGCCAGUGCGGCGGCCAAGAAGAAGAACACCACCGACACGACCGGAUCCGAUCGGUCCUCCGAUGUCCGCGCCGUCCUUUCCCCACCCGUCGCCGACGUUCACGACAAUGCCAGUUUCGCCGUCAGCGAAAUCGAUGAUUCCGUCGUCGACGGCGCCAGCCACCAUAACCGCGGCGGUAGUCUAUCCGUGGGCAGUGCCUACGGCGACAGUUACUUGUACCCGGCGUCGGUGGUUUCGGAAGAUAUAUCCACCUCCCUUUCGCAAUACUAUCGCUCCGGCAUGGCCACUUCCGGGGUACCGGCUAAUUACCGUAACGCACUCAACGACGCCGCCAGCGUGUCGAGCAUGGAAAGUUACGGCUACAGUUUGGACGGCUACGGGAAUGGCGGCGCCGCCGCCGGAGCGACCAGUACGACCGGCAACGGUGGCACCGUCAUGGCGGCACUCGCGGGCACGGGAAAUAUUGGCCGCUCCAAACGGGACCCGGCGACGUAUAUGGAAGACGUGGUGCCGGCUAGUGACGGCAGUGUAGGCGCCCUCGCCACCGGCGGUGCCAGAUCCGUAGCGUCCGCGGCCUCGGCCUUGUCCCGAGCCUCUUCGAGAGCUUCGUCCCGUGCGUCCUCGAGGGCUUCGUCCCGUGCGUCCUCGAGAGCGUCUUCCCGGGCUUCCUCGAGAGCCUCCUCGAGAGCGUCUUCCCGUGCCUCCUCCAAAGUCUCGUCGCCAUCAGUAGUGCCAUCCAACACGUCAGUGAAUCACGACGUCGAUAAUGUAACGGCAGGUAUUUCGCCGGCGCUAGAUGACAACGACGCCAAGAGCACCGUGACAGUGGAAGUGGAUGAUGCUGAGAGUACGGUAGAAAUUGUCUUUUCACAUUCGGAAGACAACGAUGCUGAUAGCGCUGACGAAGCUGACGAUGUUGGGAGUGUAGUGGAGAAUGUUGCCUCGAUGUUGGAUGCUGAUGACCUCAAGAGCACGGUAGAAGUCGACGAUGUUGAGAGCACCGUGGAAGCGACAUUGCCAGCGUUGGAUGCGGUUGUUUUUGUCGCUGAAGGCACCGCGAAAGCUGCAUCGCCGACGUUGGAUAUUGACGAGGUCCAGAGCACAAUGGAAGCUGCAUCGCCGACGGAAAUUAGUGACGAUGCUGUCGAGAGUACGAUAGAAGUUGACGCGCCUAUGGUGACCAGUGACGACGUCAAGAGCACGGACGAGAUCGAUAGCACGAAGGAAGUCGCCUUAGCGACUUCGGAUAUUAGCGACGUCAAGAGCACCGAAGUUGAAGCGCCCUCCAAUGAUACCUAGAGGGCUAUGCAACGACUAUUUUUUAUUAUUUUCCAUAUGCUUUCGUGUUGGCUGUUUCCUUUUCCACUUCUUUCAAAGUGGUACUUCAUCUAUAUCAUAAGUUAAAUGCCAAUCAGUUAUAGUAUCACUCGAUGUUC